CAAGUGGAGUUAUAUUAUCCUCUUAUUUGUUCUGGUGGGACACUAGAGAAGAAAUCACACUUUGCAACUGUAACUCCAGGGGGAGAGGAGAGAUGUACCCCUGAAAACUUCAGCGCCCCGGCUUGACUGCAGUGAUUUACCUUCAAGGAAAUUGGGGAUUCAGAAAGUUGGGAGCUCAUACGACCAUGGCGAACCUCCUGAAAACAGUGGUGACUGGCUGUUCAUGUCCUUUUCUUAGCAAUUUGGGGUCCUGGAAGGUGCUACCUGGGAAGAAGGAUUUUUUACGAACAUUUCAUACUCAUCAGGCACUGUGGUGUAAAGCCCCUGUAAAACCAGGAAUUCCAUACAAACAACUGACUGUUGGGGUCCCCAAGGAGAUUUUCCAAAAUGAGAAGCGAGUGGCGUUGUCUCCUGCUGGUGUUCAGGCCUUGGUCAAGCAGGGUUUUAAUGUUAUUGUGGAAUCGGGUGCCGGGGAAGCUUCCAAGUUCUCAGAUGAUCACUACAGAGCAGCAGGUGCCCAGAUCCAAGGGGCGAAGGAAGUGCUGGCCUCUGAUUUGGUGGUCAAAGUGCGAGCCCCCAUGGUUAAUCCAACAUUAGGUGUUCAUGAAGCUGACCUUUUAAAGACGUCAGGAACACUGAUUAGUUUUAUUUACCCAGCUCAAAAUCCAGACUUGCUAAAUAAACUUUCCAAAAGAAAAACUACAGUUCUGGCAAUGGACCAAGUUCCAAGAGUCACAAUUGCUCAGGGAUAUGAUGCGCUAAGCUCCAUGGCCAACAUUGCUGGUUAUAAGGCCGUUGUAUUAGCAGCAAAUCAUUUUGGACGGUUUUUUACUGGUCAGAUCACAGCUGCUGGAAAAGUUCCUCCAGCUAAGAUUCUGAUAGUUGGUGGUGGUGUUGCUGGCCUUGCUUCUGCAGGUGCAGCGAAGUCGAUGGGUGCGAUUGUUCGAGGAUUUGACACGAGAGCUGCAGCUUUGGAGCAGUUCAAGUCUCUUGGUGCUGAGCCCUUAGAGGUGGACUUGAAGGAAUCUGGUGAAGGACAAGGAGGAUAUGCAAAAGAGAUGUCCAAGGAGUUCAUUGAAGCCGAAAUGAAACUCUUUGCUCAACAGUGCAAGGAGGUGGACAUCCUGAUCAGCACAGCGCUUAUUCCAGGUAAAAAAGCUCCAGUUUUAUUUAGUAAAGAAAUGAUUGAGUCAAUGAAGGAAGGUUCAGUUGUUGUGGAUUUAGCUGCUGAGGCUGGCGGAAACUUUGAAACCACUAAGCCAGGAGAACUUUAUGUUCAUAAGGGAGUUACUCACAUAGGCUUCACAGACCUUCCCAGCCGAAUGGCCACUCAGGCCAGCACCCUGUAUUCCAACAACAUCACCAAGCUCCUAAAGGCUAUCAGCCCUGAUAAAGAGAACUUUUAUUUUGAAGUGAAAGAUGACUUUGACUUUGGUACAAUGGGUCAUGUCAUUAGAGGAACUGUAGUGAUGAAGGACGGUGCAGUGAUUUUCCCCGCUCCCACACCAAAAAAUAUUCCUCAAGGUGCCCCGGUAAAACAGAAGACGGUGGCUGAGCUGGAAGCUGAAAAAGCAGCUACUAUUACACCCUUCAGGAAGACAAUGACCACGGCUUCAGCAUAUACAGCAGGUCUCAUUGGGAUGCUAGGUUUGGGCGUUGCUUCUCCCAAUUUAGCCUUCUCCCAGAUGGUGACCACUUUUGGCUUGGCCGGCAUUGUGGGCUACCACACCGUCUGGGGAGUGACCCCCGCUCUCCACUCACCACUGAUGUCUGUGACUAAUGCAAUCUCAGGGUUGACUGCAGUUGGUGGGAUGGCGCUGAUGGGAGGACAUUUGUUUCCUUCCACAACUCCUCAGGGCCUUGCUGCUCUUGCUACGUUCAUAUCCUCAGUCAACAUAGCAGGUGGCUUUCUGGUGACGCAGAGAAUGCUGGACAUGUUCAAACGUCCCACUGAUCCCCCAGAAUACAAUUACGUAUACCUGCUCCCUGCUGGUACCUUUGUUGGAGGAUAUUUAGCUGCUCUCUACAGUGGUUAUAACAUUGAACAAAUCAUGUACCUGGCCUCAGGUCUGUGCUGUGUUGGUGCCCUGGCCGGCCUUUCCACCCAGGGAACAGCUCGUCUUGGCAAUGCAUUGGGCAUGAUUGGGGUGGCUGGAGGCCUGGCAGCCACCCUCGGAGCCCUAAAACCAAGCCCCGAAUUGUUAGCUCAGAUGUCUGGAGCAAUGGCUUUGGGCGGUACCAUUGGAUUGACAAUUGCCAAACGCAUCCAGAUUUCAGAUUUACCUCAGUUAGUUGCUGCUUUCCACAGUUUAGUGGGCUUGGCAGCUGUGCUUACUUGCAUAGCUGAGUACAUUAUAGAAUAUCCUCAUUUUGCUAUGGAUGCAACAGCAAAUCUCACCAAGAUCGUGGCCUACCUUGGUACUUACAUCGGUGGUGUCACAUUUAGCGGGUCUCUUGUUGCCUAUGGAAAAUUGCAGGGUAUCCUGAAAUCUGCCCCUCUCCUGCUCCCUGGGAGGCACUUACUCAAUGCAGGCCUGCUGGCUGCUAGUGUAGGUGGAGUAAUCCCAUACAUGAUGGACCCCAGCUUUACCACCGGCAUUACCUGUCUGGGCUCUGUGUCAGCUCUCUCUACUAUCAUGGGUGUGACUUUGACAGCUGCUAUCGGGGGUGCAGACAUGCCGGUAGUCAUCACUGUGCUGAACAGCUACUCAGGCUGGGCCCUGUGUGCGGAGGGCUUCCUGCUCAACAACAACCUGCUGACCAUCGUGGGUGCGCUCAUCGGCUCCUCUGGUGCUAUCCUGUCCUACAUCAUGUGUGUGGCAAUGAAUCGUUCCCUGGCUAAUGUGAUUCUUGGAGGCUAUGGUACCACUUCAACAGCUGGUGGAAAACCCAUGGAAAUUUCUGGCACACAUACAGAAAUCAACCUUGACAAUGCAAUUGACAUGAUUCGAGAAGCUAAUAGCAUUAUUAUUACUCCAGGCUAUGGUCUCUGUGCAGCCAAAGCUCAGUACCCCAUCGCUGAUUUGGUAAAGAUGCUCUCGGAACAGGGCAAAAAAGUCAGGUUUGGAAUUCACCCAGUUGCAGGCCGGAUGCCUGGUCAGCUUAAUGUGCUGCUGGCUGAGGCUGGGGUGCCAUAUGAUAUUGUGUUGGAAAUGGAUGAGAUCAACCAUGAUUUCCCAGACACUGAUUUGGUCCUUGUAAUUGGAGCUAAUGACACUGUUAAUUCAGCAGCUCAAGAAGACCCCAACUCUAUUAUUGCCGGCAUGCCAGUCCUUGAGGUCUGGAAGUCAAAGCAGGUCAUUGUUAUGAAGAGGUCCUUGGGUGUUGGCUAUGCUGCAGUGGACAAUCCAAUCUUCUACAAACCUAACACAGCCAUGCUUCUAGGUGAUGCCAAGAAGACAUGUGAUGCGCUGCAGGCGAAAAUUAGAGAAUCCUACCAGAAGUAAAUUUUAAAGAUCAAGCUCUUGUCUAACAAAGCCACCUCUUCAGUUAUGGGAACAGGCAAAUGAAGUAUCAAUAUAUAUAGCUGGUAUACAUCUGUAGCAAAGGUCUUGGAAGAAAAGGAAGACUGAAGAAAGCAAAGCAAAUACAGGGAGAUUUUUCAAGAGCAGUGAUCCCUCAAUUUUAAAAAAGGAUUGAAAAUUCUAAAUGUCUUUCUGUCCGUAUUUUUUGUGUUACGAAUUCCAAAAGUAUUUUAUAAAAGGAGAAAGAACAGCCUCAUUUUAGAUGUAAUCCAUUUGGAUUUUUUUUUUUAUUCUUCCUCAAUAGUCAGCAGUGUUUUAAGAAAUUAAGUCUUUAGGAUUUUAGGACUCACAUUACACAUGGAUCUGAAAAAUAUGACACAGUGUAAACAUUACAGGCACCUGCAUUUAUGUUUGUUCAACAAACGUGACUGAUUUGAAACUUUUAUCAACUCCUGAGCUGUCCUCUUACCAUUUAACCAUAAUCUGAUUAACCAUAUCAAAUCAGUUUCAAUUUUUCAAACUGUGCUUCCGAUUCUAGGUUUCAGGGAUGUAUUUUCUCACUUCUAUUUUAAUACGUUAAAGGACUAGAUAAUCAUCAGAGAUGCUGGAAACAAUUAAACCGUUUGCUUUGUAUGUUUCAUUAGACCAUCAAUGAAACACAUAAUUUGAAAUCAGUAUUAGUUGUAUUUUUUUAAACCCCAUUUCCAAUCAGAGAUCUCUUUAAUUUCAAUCAAUUUAUAAUGUGUAGUACUGUAUUAAGUGCACUUGAAUGAAAUUCAACUAUUUGACUAAUAAAAUGAGUUCAUCAUGUUUGCAUAGUGAUGUAGCAAUUGUCUCUGGUGACAGAAGGCUGAAAUCGAAUAGUUCUGCCUGUUAUUAACAUCUGGGGAAGACUUGCUACUAUGAAGUGAAUGAAAUUAAUCUGUCUUAACUAUUUGCAAGAAUGGUUUUUUCCCCAAAUCAGAGUGUGUUUUGAUGUAUUAUGUAAUUGAUGACAUUUGAGAGAAAUGGUGGCAUGUUUUUUUAGCUACCUCUUUGUUUAAGCACCAGUAAAGAUCAUAUCUUUUUGCAGUAAAAGUGUAGAUUUUCUUUGUUACUUUGCUGCUGUACCAAAAGCUCUAUUAUGGUUGAAUGUGUGAUGAAUAUUUGGAAUAUUUGUCUAUAUAAUUAAUUUGGUACUAAGUUUCCUGAAACAAUUAUUAACACAUAAAAAUGGUAAUCAAUUUCUGUUUUGCUGUGCCUGAGAUUAAGAUCUGUGUGUGUUUGUGUGUGUGCACAUGUGUGCAUAUGUUUUAAAGCAGGAAAGACUCUUUUUUUUUAUUGUGGUAACAUUGGUUUAUAACAUUAUAUAAAUUUCGGGUUUACAUCAUUAUAUUUC
Molecule: messenger RNA, 4842 nt
Organism: Diceros bicornis minor
Lineage: Eukaryota; Metazoa; Chordata; Mammalia; Perissodactyla; Rhinocerotidae
Gene: NNT
Product: nicotinamide nucleotide transhydrogenase
Exons: 22
Coding region: 186-3446 (1086 amino acids)
Biological process (GO): proton transmembrane transport; NADPH regeneration
Cellular component (GO): mitochondrial inner membrane
Molecular function (GO): NADP binding; NAD binding
Source: RefSeq, a predicted model, not a curated record